AUGAGAUCUGAAUCUGAAAGCGAUUCUGAACAUUUCGAGUUUGUCUCAAGCUUUUUUCAUCUCAUUUAAGCUAUUAAUAAUUGUAUUCUUUAUUAAUUAUAUUCCAGAUUGCCAUAAUAAAGCAUAGAGAAAUAGAACUGCAAAAUUCAUGAAAAAUGCAAAAGCGAGAAGAAGUAAGGAAUGAUAAUUAUAUAUAGAAGUUGGAUAAAUAAAUUUUAGAAUGCUAGAGAGUGUAGAUUAAAAUGUAUCAGAAAUAGUCUCCUUCAAUAAAGACUAAGCAGAAAAAUUAGUCAAGCCGAUGAGAAAUUAAACCAAAAAUUUGGAGAAUUCACAAGUCGAAACUUUUAUUUGCAACGUUCAUUAAAUACUUAGGUAAAAGCAAUUGUCUAUAAAUAAAGGGAAAUUCAGUUGAAAUAAUAAAUCUUAAGAAAUGUUUAAAAAUAAGUUUAUUUGAAUUUAAUUUAAUACAACAAAAUAUAACAAUCUUAAUUGCAACAAAAAACAAGCUGCUUACAUAUGUAAAUUCAAUUGAAAUAUUAUACAUUCUAGAUAUAUAGCUGAAAAAAUUUACGCUGAUUAAAUAAAAGAUGCCACCAUUCAUCAAACCAUUCAUCAAACUCCAAAUAUCGCAAUUCCCUUGUUCAAAAAUAUUCUUCAAACAAGAAAAGGAAGCAAGGAUUGA
Paramecium octaurelia is the source of this 682-nucleotide messenger RNA. NCBI's taxonomy places the organism in Eukaryota, Ciliophora, Oligohymenophorea, Peniculida, Parameciidae. The record is from the annotation of a GenBank genome assembly.